Messenger RNA from Cajanus cajan (pigeon pea), 873 nucleotides. Lineage: Eukaryota; Viridiplantae; Streptophyta; Magnoliopsida; Fabales; Fabaceae. The record is from RefSeq and is a predicted model, not a curated record.
AAAUAACCCAAGCUAGGGUUCAUGUCCUGGUUCUGGUAUUCAUAGCUAGCGCGCUGCGAGAAACAACACUGCCGCAACGCAACCGUUAGCAAACACACGAACACUGUGUGACCUUUCGUCGAACACUUGGAAGGCACAAUGGGAGGGAGGAAGAAGAAGUUCAUCGACAAGAAGAACUCUGCUACCUUCCAACUCAUCGCUCGCGACUCCUCCGACCCUUCCUUCUCCCACUCCGAUCGCGUCUUCGUCCGCGUCGACAACAACCCUGUCUCCAUCCCCGUCGCUGCCGACUCCAUUUACGAAGACGCCCCUGACGACGGCGACGACGACGACGACGAAUACGGCGCCGGACUCGACGGCGGUCCGCUGCCGGAGGACGUCAGGCGCGAGAUUCUCGAGCUAGGGUUUCCGGAUGAUGGCUACAACUACUUGAGUCACUUAAGGGAAAUCAAGAACACUGGCGCUGGUUCUUCCUUCUUUCACAACCCCAAGUUCAAGCUUCAGCACCUCCCUCGAGAUGUUAAGGCGUAUGAUGCUUCGAGGUUGCAAAUUUCUCACCUCUUGAUUUUUGAAGAGAUUUUCGAACUUGGUGAGUUGCUACUGGGUAUCACGCCGGGUGCAGUUCUUCGCGCUGAGUGCAAUAAGAAUUACGCUGGGCGCGCUAGUUCCCUGGUGCUCUCUGGUUGUGCCCCGCCGGGCGCGACUAUGAGUGCGCCGGGCGCGUAUAUGAUGUUGCCUUAUAUGUUGUCUUAUGUUGAGUUGGACUGUGAAUUGUUGGAUGAUGUUGUUAUUGCCGCUAUGCGAUGCUGUUAUUGCCGCUAUGCGAUGCUGUUAUUGUCGCUAUGCAGUGCUGUUAUUGUUGCUAUGCAGUGA